AUGCUUGGGAAUGGAGAAAGGCCCAACUAUGUGACGGUGUUAAGCGUAAUACGGGCUGUUGGUGCAUUGGAUAUAUAUGAUUGGGAGGAUAUGCUGUUGGUAGUUCAUGAUCAAAAUGGGGUCCGAGUCAGAAGUCCAAACCAUGUGACCAUUGUAAGCAUUCUAUCUGCUUGUGCUGAUCUUGGUGUCUUGUCUUUAGGGAAAGAGAUACAUGGGUUUUCCAUAAAAGGGUGUUUUAUUGUCUAACAAAUGUUCAACUCACUUGCAGAUAUGUAUGCAAAAUGUAGGAAUCUUGAGACAUCAAUUCGAGUUUUUAAGGAUAUAUUGAAGAAGGACAUAAUAUCAUGGAGGACUAUAAUUCAAGGGUGUAUUGAGAAUGAGUGUCCAAAAAGGGGAUUGUAUAUUUUCUUAAAGAUGAGAUUGUCUUGCUUUCAACUGAAUGGAACCAUCAUCCGGGAUACGGUUAGGCUUGUAGCAUCCUCACAAGCAGAAGAGCAUAAAUUUGGUCUGGCAUUUCAUUGCUACACUGAAAGUGGUUUCCUGGCUUUUGUUUCAGUUGGAACUGUACUUACGCAAAUGUACAUUAAAUUUGGUGAGGAGGAGUCAGCUAGGACUAUAUUUGAUCAGCUCAAUCACAAAGACCUCAUAACUUGGAGUGCCAUGAUCUCUGCAUAUGGUCAAGGCAGGAAUCCUCAUAAUGCUUUGGAUACAUUUAAACAGAUGCAAUCCAUGAAUGAGAAGCCCCAUGAGAUUAAUUUUGUCAGUUUAAUAGUACUACAAGCAUGUUCUUCAAUGGGAUCUCAAGAGCUUGGGCAAAGCAUCCACGCUCAUGUAAUAAAAGCUGGUUACUCACUGAAUGCAAAUUUAAAAUCAGCCUUCGUUGACUUAUACUGCAAAUUUGGAAGGAUAAAGCAAGGAAAGGCUCUUUUUGAUGAACUUCCCACCAAAGAUCUAUAUAUAUGUUGGAGUUCAAUGAUCAAAGGGUAUGGAAUGAAUGGGUGUGGAACUGUCGCACUAUAAACAUUCUCAAGCAUGUUGGACUGUGGAAUGCCCAAUGAUAUUGUCUUUAUAUCUGUAAUAUCUGCUUGUAGUCAGUGCGGGCUAGAAUAUGAAGGUCGGAGCUGGUUUCAUUCUAUGGAGGCUAUGUGUGGCAUUACCAUUACCCCCAAACUUCCAGACUAUGCUCGCAUGGUGGAUUUGCUCAGUCGCCAUGGAAAUAUAAAAGAAGCUCUUGAAUUUGUAAGAGAAAUGCCAGAGGAGCCUGAUAAAAGAAUUUGGGGAGUUCUUCUUGCGCGUAGUAGAUCAACAUGCAAAUCUACUGAGAUUGCAGAGUUUGUGAUUGAACGGCUUGUUACUCAGGAUCCACAUGAUACUAGCCAUUAUGUGAUUUUGUCAGAACAGGGUAGAUGGGAAGAUGCGGAAAGACUGGCUAAAUUGGUGGGUGAAAAGGGACCCUCUGAAUCGCCUUACAUUCUAUACACACACAUGGGAGGAGGAAUCCUUGAAGUACUUCUUGUUAAUGCUGAAGGCAUUACACACACAAAUCUUGUUGGAACACCAUCCUAUUACGUCAAUAUCGAAUGUGGAACUCAAGUACAUAGAAGCAAAGUAUCAUCAGGUGAAGAUGAUAAUGCUUGGUGGAAUGAGAAAUUCUUCUUUGAAUUCCCAUUGUCUGGUUGGAAAAACUUGACCCAUCUUAAACUAACAAUAAUGGAAACUGAAUUCCUCACAGAUGGAGGAUUUGUUGGUGGAACCAUAAUUCACCUUGGUGGAAUAAUUACAGAGGGCAGUGACAGCGGUUUCCUUGAAGUAAAACCGGCUCCAUACAACGUGGUGCUUGAAGAUGACACCUACAAAGGCCAGAUAAAGAUCGGAUUUAAGUUCAUUGCAAAUGUAAGAAUGAGUAUACAUAUAAUUCGUGUGAUUGAUUUAGCAUUUAUAAUUAAGCAGAUUAGAGUGCUAAUUAAACAGAUUACAGCCACUAAACUUAUUGCAGAAAGAAGUGCCUGCAAUCGAGACAAGAGGACACAUUGA
This is a messenger RNA of Alnus glutinosa, 2034 nucleotides long. RefSeq names its product pentatricopeptide repeat-containing protein At3g24000, mitochondrial. Lineage: Eukaryota; Viridiplantae; Streptophyta; Magnoliopsida; Fagales; Betulaceae. The record is from RefSeq and is a predicted model, not a curated record. Gene Ontology annotation, biological process: RNA modification. Gene Ontology annotation, molecular function: protein binding; RNA binding.